Molecule: messenger RNA, 3832 nt
Organism: Salvia splendens (bonfire salvia)
Lineage: Eukaryota; Viridiplantae; Streptophyta; Magnoliopsida; Lamiales; Lamiaceae
Product: calmodulin-binding transcription activator 3
Exons: 13
Coding region: 283-3603 (1106 amino acids)
Biological process (GO): regulation of transcription by RNA polymerase II
Cellular component (GO): nucleus
Molecular function (GO): transcription coregulator activity; protein binding; double-stranded DNA binding
Source: RefSeq, a predicted model, not a curated record
CUUUCAACUCUUACCUUCCGUUGCUGCUUCCUCACACACGCACCCCCUUUUCCUCACUCUGUUUUUUUAACUUCAUCCCUUCCUUUUUUUACUUUGCUUUUUCCUCCUCGAUUUCAUCCUCCUUCGCGUUUAUUGAUGGAAUUUUCCAUUGAUUUUUGAUGAAUUUGUUCGUCGCUGAGUGAAUUACUGGAUAUAUUACUUUGAAUUGGGGAACUUUUCGAUCCGGAGACGGGUGGUUAGGUUUUGGAGAAGGUUUGGAAUCACCUGCUUUUAGUUGGUGUCAUGGCCGCCGAGAAUCGGCACUCUGCCCUCACUGCUCAUUUAGAUAUCCCACAGAUACUUCUCGAAGCACAACAUCGCUGGCUGAGGCCUGCUGAGAUUUGUGAAAUUCUUCAGAAUUACAAGAAAUUUCGUAUUGCACCAGAGGCUCCCAAUAGACCCCCAAAUGGUUCUCUCUUUCUUUUUGACCGGAAGGUGCUGAGGUAUUUCCGAAAAGAUGGUCAUAACUGGAGGAAGAAGAAUGAUGGGAAAACAGUGAAGGAGGCUCAUGAAAGGCUCAAGGCUGGACGUGUCGAUGUACUUCAUUGCUAUUACGCUCAUGGGGAAGACAACCAAAAUUUCCAAAGGCGUAGCUACUGGAUGCUUGAAGAGGAAAUGUCUCACAUAGUUCUUGUCCACUACCGGGAGGUAAAGGGGAACAGGACAAGUUACAGUCGCACUAGCGAAGCUGAUAGUGUUCCUGCUAGUGGGCAAAGUGAUGAUGUAUCUACUUCUGAGGUGGACAGCUCAGCAGCUUUUAGGUUCCAAUCAUAUGAUUAUCAAAGAACAGCACCAAUCACAGAUACAACGAGCCUUAACCGUACUCUGGUGUCUGAUCUUGAAGAUGCUGAAUCAGCAUACACAGACCAAGCAAGUUCUAGAUUCCAAACUAUUCUUGAUUUGCAAUCUCCUAUAGUAUCAACAACGGAUGCUGGUUCUGUUCCUCGCCACCCAAUUCCUGUAUCAACCAACUACCAGGGACGCUCAUCAGCUAUUCCUGGUAUGAGUUUAGGACCCAUCACACAAGGAGAAGAAAACAGAACUAGCAUGGAUAAUGGAUUGACAUGUAAUUUUCAGCAAGACAUAGGAUUCUCAUCUUGGGGUGUCGCUGAAAGCAGCAGCACUAGUUAUCAAUCUGUAGAUUUUCAGCUAUCACUUCCUUGUACCCAAUCAAGCGCAAUGAGCAUGAUACCUGGACAAGAUAAUGAACUCCUUGAUGAUGUUUUCACUGAUGAAUUCAUGAAAAAGCAGGAGUUCAGGAACCAUUCUGAUAGCAUGGGUAAUUGGCAGCCUACAGGAGGUGGAUCACUGUGCAUGUCAGAUUGGUCUGUUGACCAGAAGCCAGAUGGUAACCUCCUCAGUAUAGGGCAGAACCCCAAUCAACCACCUAUGCAACAGCCUCUGUUGUAUGAUCUUACUACAAAACUGAAUGAUGCUAACGAAGUGGAACUGUCUGACUCAAUAGCACUCCAUAAUAUGUACCUUACUGAUCAACGUAGACAACAUUUGGAAAAUGAUCUUCAAAAUCAAGCUUUGAAUUCUGGCAGAAGUUCUCUUAAAUUAGAACCUGGUGGAAACUUAAAUGCAGGGGACAAAGCCGAUUAUCCGUCUCUAAGACAACCUUUACUAGAUGGUGUUAUGCGGGAAGGUUUGAAAAAGCUAGACAGCUUUGAUCGUUGGAUUAGUAAAGAACUUGAUGAUGUCACUGAAUCAAGUAUGCAGCCAGGUUCUGGGGUUUACUGGGAAACUGUUGGUGGUGGUGGAGAUGAUUCUGGUAUCUCCACUCAAGUGCCAUCGGACAACUAUGUUCUCGGCCCUUCUCUUUCUAAAGACCAGCUCUUUAGCAUUAUUGACUUCUCGCCAAAUUGGACGUAUUCUGGUUCAGAAAUUAAGGUGCAUGUUAUGGGGAGAUUCCUGAGAGAUCGAGAGGUGGAGAAUUAUAAAUGGGCUUGCAUGUUUGGUGAACUUGAAGUUCUCGCAGAGAUCGUAGGAGAUGGUGUUCUUCGAUGCAUUACACCUUUACAUGAACCUGGAAGGGUCCCCUUCUAUAUCACAUGCUGUAAUAGGUUAGCAUGCAGUGAAGUGCGAGAAUUUGAAUUCCGGGCUAGUUUUUUUGAAGAUGUGAACUCUGAUGAAACUCGCCUUUAUAUGAGAUUUGGAAAGAUACUCUCUCUUGGAUCAGACACUCCACCUAUCUCUCUCCAGAGCAUUGAUGAUGAUACUUCUCAGUUAUUUAGUAAAAUCAGUGCCUUGCUGAAUGACGACACUGAGUGGGAACAAAUGUCGAGCUUUUCUGAAAAUGAUGAAUUCUCAUCUGAUAACGUAAAGAAUCAGCUACUAGAAAAGCUUUUAAAGGAGAAGUUGCAUAAUUGGCUGAUCCAAAAGAUUGCUGAAGGUGGGAAAGGGCCUAAUGUACUAGAUGUGGAAGGCCUAGGUGUACUGCAUUUUGCGGCUGCUCUAGGUUAUGACUGGGCUAUACCACCCACAGUAGCUGCUGGAGUCAGUGUUAAUUUCCGUGAUGUAAAUGGAUGGACUGCACUUCACUGGGCAGCAUAUUAUGGCAGAGAGCAUACAGUGGCCUUCCUCUUGUCCUUUGGUGCGUCACCUGGGGCAUUGACAGACCCAACUCCUAUACAUCCUUCAGGAGAAACUCCUGCAGACCUUGCAGCUAGCAAUGGACACAAAGGUAUUGCUGGUUAUCUUGCCGAAUCUUCAUUGAGCUCCCAUCUAUCAUCACUGGACUUGAAAGAUUCUGAGCAGAGUGAUCGUAGAGAGAAGGUAGUAGAAACAGUUUCAGAGAGGAUUGCAACUCCAGUGGGUGCUGAUGAUUUGCCCCAUGGACUCUCACUGAAGGACUCUUUGGCUGCUGUACGUAAUGCAACUCAAGCUGCAGCUCGCAUUCAUCAAGUUUUUAGAGUACAGUCAUUUCAAAGAAAACAGUUGAAGGAGUGUGGCGAUAGUGAGUACGGAAUAUCAGAUGGACGUGCCCUUUCUCUUGCUCUGGAAAGCAAGAAGUCAGGAAAACGUGAUGAACCAGUUCAUUCCGCUGCAGCUCAUAUACAAAAUAAAUUCCGCUGUUGGAAAGGCAGGAAAGAGUUUCUGCUAAUUAGGCAGCAGAUAAUCAAAAUUCAGGCUCAUGUGAGAGGACACCAGGUGAGAAAGAACUAUAAAAAGAUAAUCUGGUCAGUUGGAAUCUUAGACAAGGUUAUUUUGCGGUGGCGACGGAAAGGAAGAGGAUUGAGUGGAUUCAAGUCUGAAGCAAGUGUUGUUGCAAGCAGUAGCAUGAUUGAAGCAGAAACAAAAGAAGAUGACUAUGAUUUCCUGAAAGCGGGUCGGAAACAGACAGAGGAGAGACUUCAAAAGGCCCUUGCUAGGGUGAAAUCAAUGGUUCAAUACCCAGAAGCCCGGGACCAGUAUCGCAGGUUGCUUAAUGUUGUCUCAGAAAUGCAGGAAAAAAAGGCUGCACAAGAACGGAUGUUGAACAAUCCGGAAAUCGAUUUUGAUGAAGAUUUGAUUGAUUUUGAAGCUUUGCUGGAAGACGAUAUUUUCAUGCCGAUAGAAUAACGCGAAUAUUCCUGUAAAAUCAGUGUGUGAUUAGGCUGCACGGGUUUCACUUGUAAAUUUGACAUACUAAUUGAUUUAAUCGUAGAGUUUGUCAAGAGAGAAUUGAUAAUAGGGUGGGGUUCGUAUUAGUGUGAAGUAGCUUGGGUCAUGUAUUGUGCAAUUAGUAGUCCUAUUUCAACUUUCGAAUUGGUAUAGUUUUUUUUUUUAACUAUUGACCAUGUCCAUGAAA